CGCGCGGGCGGGGCCGCGGCGAUGGGGAAUCUGUUCGGGCGCAAGCGGCGGAGCCGGGUGACCGAGCAAGACAAGGCCGUGCUGCAAUUGAAACAGCAGCGGGACAAAUUAAAGCAGUAUCAGAAAAGAAUAUCUCUGCAGCUGGAGCGAGAGAGAACAGUUGCUCUGCAGCUACUGAAAGAUGGCAAGAAAGAAAAAGCCAAACUGCUGCUGAAGAAAAAGCGGUAUCAAGAACAGCUGCUGGACAAAACAGACAACCAAAUCAGCAACUUGGAGCGCAUGGUCCAGGAUAUUGAAUUCACCCAAAUCGAGAUGAAAGUGAUCGAGGGCCUCAGAAUUGGCAAUGAGUGCUUAAAUAAGAUGCACCAGGUUAUGUCAAUAGAAGAAGUGGAAAGGAUCAUGGAUGAAACCCAAGAAGCUGUAGAGUACCAGAGACAAAUAGAUGAGAUGCUGGCUGGCAGCAUCUUCACGGAAGAGGAUGAAGAUGCCAUCUUAGCAGAAUUAGAUGCCAUCACUCAGGAGCAGAUUGAUCUUCCGGAAGUUCCCUCAGAGCCCCUCCCAGAAAAGAUUCCAGAACCGUCACCCGUCAGAGUCAAGCCAAAGCCCGAAUUGGUGGCCGCAUCAUAACUCUGCUCCUUGGGAGAUCCCUGCAGGGGACCCUGGAACCCCAGCCUGCCUGGGGUGUGAGAGGCCCCCCCCCAUGGUGCCCCGCUGGCACUAGACAGCCAUGCUGGAGCAGAUUUCCUGCGCAGAAUGGAAGUUGCAGCUGGUUAUGGUUCCUAUAUCAAGAUGAUUUUUUUUGUAGUGCGAUCUCUCCUCCUUUUUUGUAACUUGAAACACUGGAUUAAACGGUGACUCUCAAACCGUUGAAGCCAAAUGCUUUCUGCAGAGCAGAUUUUGGCUUGCAGACCUGCCUUGGAUGCCGGCACCAACCUCUUGCUUAACCGCCUGUGCCCCCUGAUGCCUUUUUGAGCUGAUGGGCGCUAUGAACAGUGAUACGUUUUUCUGCCGCAUUACAGAACUUCUGGCUUGUGCAGUUCUCUGGCUCUUUUGAGUGGAUUCUCUUAGCAGGAAUGGAUUUCCCCAACAUUGGGUUGGUGCCUAUUAGACUUGCUUGGUGUUGAGAUGAGAGUAUUAUCUCUGUUGGUAGUGAUACCUUCUUGUGCUAACCCAUGUGAGCCUCCCAUGUUCAAAGUGUGCUUGGGCAGCAGGAAGCAAAGCCAGGUUGCUGGGCUGGAUCUCUAAAAGACAGAAGGCCCAUCUCCGGCUGGGGUGAUCUAAAAUGCUUGUUAAGAAUUCAUAUCCAAACACCCCACAAAGAAGCUGAAUAGAUGCAAAGCAGCCUCUUGAUGGCUGUUGCCCUCCCUGUACUGUUGCAUCUCCGCAUUAGGUGGAAACUGAAGGCACCUUAACCUUUGCGGUGGGGAGAGCUGUCUGCUGUAUCUACUGUUCCUCUGCUUGCAAGAUGCAGUCAGGAACACGGCGAGCCAGUGCUACCCGUAUGGGGCUGUACGUCUUUUCCCUCCUCUUAAUUAUAUAAGACCUGAAUUAUUAUUUUUUCUCCUGAAUGUUAGAAGGGGCUGGAUCCCAGUUAACUCAGUGGUGUCACUGGCUGCCCUGCCUGGAUGAUGAAGACUUGAUUGUAGACCACAUGACUUCAGGCCCCCUUAAUCUCUGGCCUGAGCUACCCUUGCAGUUGGUAACCUCCCGGGCCGUAUCUCAAGUUCUCCAUCUUUUAGAGCCAUCUGGCAUGCAGCGAUGCUCAUAUCAACAUUAUCUGCUGUGAUUGCGCAGCUUGUCCCUCUGCGGAUGUGUGGUUGAAUAGGCCAGAGCUGGGUCAUGGGGUGUCAAAACGUUCCUGUGGCAAUACGUAAGAAUAGUAAAGUUCUCCACCUUUUUGCUCUCUGGAGCCCACAGCUUAUAGCUGAACCUAGCUAUCCUCUCUUAAAGUCUAAUCGGCACAUAGAAUUGUAUCGUUGUGUUCAUGCCAAACAAGAGAAGUAGCAUAGUCGGUCAUCUUGGAUUGUGAUGUUUUUGUAAUGGGUUUUCACCCUCCUGGUCACUUGCUAGAAGGCAUCCUGGCUGCUUCCCUCUCCUCCUGGUGGCUUCUCUGUUACCAGCCAUUGUACUGUUAUAUAAAAGGCAAGCCAUAUUGGCGAGGACUCCCUUUUUAUCCUGGUGUGCUACCAGAGGGCACUGGCGCAUCAGGAAGCUCAAGCAAGGUGGCCCAUCCCUCCCGGGGGGGGGGGGGCGCCGCAGCAGGGAGCUUGGGCAUGGUGUCCCAUCCCUCUGGAGGACGUGCCGCGGCAGGAAGCUCAAGCGAGGCAGCCCAUCCCGCCAGGGCUUCGUUGCUAGUCUGUAGACGAUGUCUCUUAAUGCCGUAUCUGUAGUACCCCCUUCCCCCAAAUGCUGUGAGUAAAGUCCAGAUGGCUGAGUAGCGAGUUAGAUCUCCCUUGAGUUGAUGGUCCACUUAUCCUACCUGUUUUAUAAUGGUGUUGUGUUCACAUUGCUGCGUUGGUCUUUGCACCGUUCAGCCAGGCUUAAUACCAGAGUGCUAACCGUGAGAAAGUCAUGUGAUUUCGUAACCCUAUAUUCACAAUGUCCACCAGGUGGCAGUCACGUCCUUGCCUGUUCCAUUAUCGUAGAAGAAACACAUGAUUUCUUCUCUACUCCCCCCUCCCUUUUUGCUCGACCUCUUAGUUGCUCUGGGUUGGUUUUAUUGAUUCUUUUUAAAGAAACGGAAUAGCGGAUGGGAAGAAACAUCAGGCUUUUCCCCUGGGCACUGAAUUAACAUUCAGCUGGCUUAUGGGGAUCCUUAGCAAGCUCCUUUGGGCCCAGUUAACAACUCAGCCCUGUUACCUGGGGGAGCGGAAAGAAGUGUGGGUUUUUUUUCUCCUUCGCUGCUGGUACAUAACAGGAAAGGAAAAGCUCUUGUGAAGAUUGGUGUUUGCUGGCCCUGGGGGAGACAGCACUGCAGUGGGGAAAAGGGCUCUCUGAAAGCAGCCCCUGAACCUACCAAAAUUGCUGACCUCCCCUGACUUCCCGGUGGGGUGCCCUCUUUGUUUGAAGCCAGGUGGAAUUCAAGCUGUCAUCCUGCCUCCACAAAAGCGCCCAACUCCAAUUUGCAUGCAUGAACAGAAUCUCUCUCUCACUCGCUCUCGCUCUCUCUCUCUCUCGCUCUCUCUCUCUCGUGGACUGAACCCCGAGUACCAGAGGCAAAAGCAGGUGCAGUACAGGCAGUAACAAUAAAGUGUUUCUGACUCAUUU
Molecule: messenger RNA, 3267 nt
Organism: Eublepharis macularius
Lineage: Eukaryota; Metazoa; Chordata; Lepidosauria; Squamata; Eublepharidae
Gene: CHMP6
Product: charged multivesicular body protein 6
Exons: 8
Coding region: 22-627 (201 amino acids)
Biological process (GO): late endosome to vacuole transport via multivesicular body sorting pathway; vesicle budding from membrane
Cellular component (GO): multivesicular body; ESCRT III complex
Source: RefSeq, a predicted model, not a curated record